This is a messenger RNA of Mytilus trossulus (common blue mussel), 3285 nucleotides long. RefSeq lists its product as uncharacterized. Gene Ontology annotation, cellular component: transcription regulator complex; histone acetyltransferase complex. Lineage: Eukaryota; Metazoa; Mollusca; Bivalvia; Mytilida; Mytilidae. Gene Ontology annotation, biological process: positive regulation of transcription by RNA polymerase II. The transcript is spliced from 13 exons. Bases 22 to 3045 code for a protein of 1007 amino acids. Gene Ontology annotation, molecular function: chromatin DNA binding; transcription coactivator activity; histone acetyltransferase activity. The record is from RefSeq and is a predicted model, not a curated record.
UAUGAAGAACCUUUGGACAUAAUGCUGUUCAGAUUUGAAGAAUUAAUACAUAUAGACUCCAACACAAGUCCUGGUUCAACAACUAUUAAUAAGAUUGGAGAAUUGGGGACAGUCAUCAUUAAAAAGUUGCUUGAUCUUACAUCUGAGAUGUCACUCCUACAUAAAGUUAAUAACAAGCCAAGUCCUGUAAAAGAGAUUACAAAAGAUUGUCUAGAUGUAGAUUUAUCCAAAGUAUUGCCAUCUCUCAAAGAAGUCCCAGACGAUAUGUUAGAAGUUGAAGAUGAUCCCAGUACAGACAAGUUGAUGAAGAUGGAAGCUAAUAUAAGGAACUAUAAAAGACGGAUAAUUCAUGAAUAUAUCACCAUGGUUCUUCACGCUUGGAAGUGUCAGCAGGACAAGAACAAGAAUUGUGAGAUCGAAAACUGCAAAAAGAUAAAAACCUUACUUACUCAUAUGAAGUCAUGUACAGAUGGAAGAUACUGCAAAAGUAAGGAUUGUUUUCCAACUAAACUCUUGAUGGAACAUUGGAACAGCUGCAUUAAAACAAACUGUGGCUUGUGUCGUCCUUUAAAGAAAAGUGUUAAAAAAAAGAAUGAAAGAUCUGGUCAUGAGAGAUGUGACACCUGUAAAUUGGUUGAUGGGCAGUUCUGUCACCAAUCAUGUAAAGAAACGGGAUGUGUAAUAUGCACUGCCAUGAAAACUGCUGCUUUAUCAAACGACCAGAGUUGUAAUGAUCAUUUCAUUCAAUGUUUGUUGGACAAGCAAUGUACAUCAGAAGAUUGUGGUUACUGUACUCAUUUUGAGAAAUUGGUUCAAGAAAAUUCUGACACAAAAUAUCUGUGUGAUAAUCCAGGAACUUGUCGACUAUGUUCAAUAAAUUUCAAAAGUUAUGACCAUUUGUACUUAUGUGGAACGAUGGGAUGGAUCAAUACAGAGGAUAUUACGACUUUCAUGCUUCAAUAUGAUGAUACAUUUAAUGCAGCAUAUACAGUUCUUGGACUUGAAGGGAUAGGUUCUGACAUCCAUUCUGAGUAUGAAGAUCUCAAUAAAAGCAUUGCAACUUCAACAAGGGUAGCAAAUGGUAAUGGGAAGAAGAGAAAAAUUCAAGGAAAAUGUUGGAAAGAGAAAACAUCUUUGGAAUACAGAAAUCAUCUAGUUAAUAUAUUUGUUGAUGCACUACUGCCAAAGUCAAAUGAAAAUAGAAUAAAGUUCAUGACAGUUGUAGCUUUUUGUACGAGAAUGGAACAGCAAUUGUUUGACAAAGCUGACACUAAGGAAGAUUAUUUUCAUUUGCUUGUGGACAAAAUGUAUAGAAUCAAGAAACAAGCUGAAGCUAAAAGAAGAGAGCAGAAAUCUGGCUCAGUACAGAUAGAGGAUGAUGAUAGUGAACCAGCAGCAAAGAGGCCCAGGUUAUCAGAUACAUCAAAUAAUGAGGCACCUCAGGGAAUACUAUCAAAGGAGCAGCUUAUGUACUGUUUGCUUUAUGUGUCUGUCAGAGUUCUUGACCACUUAAAAAGAUGGACUUCUGUUAAUCAAUCCAUCAUCUUAAAUGGUGUCUUCCGAGCUUAUGAACUGGCUAAUGUGUCUGGCUUGAACCUUGGAAGUAGUUGGAAUUCCCUUAAAAAACAGCUGACAAAUACUAGUAAGCGCUUCAAGGGGCCUCUUUGGAGGGCAGUGGCUAUCAUGAAUGCAAACUUACUUUUGAAGACCUCCUGUGUACCGCUUAGCUUGACCGCAUUCCUUGUAACAUUUGGAGAUUUACCAUUGAGAACACAAGCUGACCUUUGCAUCAAAGCUCUGACUGAUUCACAUGUACCUUUGUCAGGAUCUACAUUCAUACAGUUUGACAGCUCACAGCUGGAAGAGUAUAAAAGUCUGAUGGAGCCAUUAUUUCCCUCAGAGUACAGUGAAUUUCAUGUUAAGCUUGCAGAAAAGUUGCUGUUGCAUCUUGAUAAUGUCCAGGACAAGGACUUUAUAAAAACUGCCUUGUAUUUCUUCUUGGACCAAGUGGAAAGAUUUAAACACCCAGAAAUAAACCUUGACAAUAGAUUACUUCUUACCAGACUGAUUGUCAGAUUUAUAAGUGAAGAAUGGGUUCUACCCACUGAUGACAAUAGUGUUGCCAAAAUACAUACAGCUUUAUGUGUAUUAAUGAUGUCCUCACCAGGAGCACCUUCAUCAGUGAACUUUUACUUGUUAGAAAUAUGGUUCAAAGUUUGUAAGUUCUUCAAUUCCCUACAGAUGGCAGAGUUAUUGAAAACUGCAAAAGAUGCUGGUAUGCUUGUCUGGCAAAGAGAUGGAAUAAAAGAAUGUGUCCUCUCAUGUUUAGGUACAGAGUGUAUACAGGAAAAGUAUUAUGGUGCCAUACUGGUCAAGCUGUUUAUGCCAUUUAAAAAGGAUCUGGUUGAAGUGUUGUAUGUUGUUUCCAGUAACAAGAAAAGUUAUUCUCAAGCAUCUUUGAUGAAAAUGAGCAAGCAUGCCCUGCAGGUAGAGAAAAAAGAAAUUUUUUCUUGUGAAAUUAGUAUGAAGUUUUUAACAAUGUCUUUAGAAGCUUGUGAAGAAAAUAACAGAUAUUUAACCAUUUACAAACCAAGUGUUGCAGAACAAAAAUAUUUCACCCAUUUCUUUGGACUUAUUACAACCUCUAUUACAGAUGAUGUGAUUGUAACACAAACAUUUCUAAAUCUGUUGAAAAUGUUGAAAACGGUGUUUCUUGUAUGUUAUAAUCUAAUGAUGGAAUUUCUGUCUGGGCUAAAACAAUCUGAAGUUGGACAAAGAAACAUGAAAACAUGGUUUGGCAACACUGUUAUUGAACAUUACAGGAAGAAGUUUAAUUACGAAAUUCUGAACUUGCCAUCAUCAACUUCUAGGGUUAGGUAUGAAAGAUUGAUCGGGAGAAUAAAAGAUGCUCAACAGGAAUGUGAAAGAUAUGCCGAUAAUGUAGACAAUGCAAAAUCUCAGUUCAAGCUACGCGUCAUCGAUCAUCUGACAUUUAAUUUCAGCAGAAAGACCAGGUUUUGUAGCAGGUUGAAUGAGGAAUUCUAACAUACAAUGGUUCUGAUUGAACAAAUCUUUUAUGGUAUAUUUGAAUUCAUAGUUAUUUGUUUUCAGAUGUCCAUAAAGUUUUGUGUUGAUAUUUGUACCAUUUUGUUUCAGUUGACACAAUCAUUGCCAAAGGACUUGUCAUUGUUGACCGUUGUUUUAAAUAUUGUGUUAAGUUAUACAUUGGAUAUUGGGCUUAUUUAUCAAUAUAUAUAUGUAUUUUUUCAAUAUCAUUGAUAAUUA